AUGGCCUGCUGCUCUGAGGCCCUAGGCUCAGAAAGGACCACAUACUCCAGGUUCAAGAGCUCCAUUAAGAGGAAGCUGGCGACCAGGGCGCCUGCGGCGACCAGCCCUGUUGUCACAAGAUGGCAGCAGCCGCACGCGAGAGGCUGCGCAGAGGAGCCGAACAGGGCCCGUUGUGUGACCUGUAUUUGUGCCUCCGCGGGGCCUCAGUUCAUCAGCAUACCUGGGAAGGCUCCGGUGAUACCUCAGGUGCCUAAGAAAUUCUCCACCAUGAAAACCAUUGUGACUCUAACUAGCAGUCAUGCAACAAGGGGCUUGGAAGGGAGGAAUAACAGGAGAGCUGACAUGGAAAAGAAGCAGAAAUGUCCUUCUCAGCUUCCAGUGAUCCAGGAGGUUGGAUAUAGCAUUGCAGAAAGUGGUGACAUGAAGGUCUGUGAAAAUAUCAGUUCUGGAAAGCAUCUGGAAAGAGAAGGGUGUCAAGAGGGGACCCAGAAUGAGUUUAGAGCUGUUAUCAUCAUGAAGUCUUCCAUACCAUUGGAGCCUGAAGUGAGGCUUCAUAUUACUGGCUUGCACAAUGAUUACUAUCUAAACAUACUGGACUGGAGCCUUGAAAGUCUCAUUGCUAUUGCUGUAGGACCUGCUGCACACAUCUGGAAUGGAGGAACUCUUCAAGCCACCAAAUGCAUUGAUUUGAAUUCCAGUUCUAAAUACAUUUCAUCUCUGGCUUGGAUAAAAGAAGGAACUUGCCUUGUGAUUGGCACCAGUGAUGGAGAAUGGCAAAUGUGGGACAUUGAAACCAAAAAGAGGUUGAGAAAUAUUUUUGGUCACCUGUUUGUAGUUGGAGCUUUGAGCUGGAAUAAUUUUGUCAUCUAUAUUGGUUCACGACUAGGAUCUAUUCAUCACCAUGAUGUUCGGGCCGCGCAGCACCAUGUUGGGACUCUUUGCCAAAACACACAAAGCAUUUGCAGCCUGAAAUGGUCGCUAACCAACUGGUUGCUGGCAAGUGGGUCUAGUGACGGUAUAUUGAAUAUCUGACCUAGUGAUCCUGGUGUGAAAUUGCAGUCACUACCACCGAAAACCAUACCUCAUUCCUCAGCAGUUAAGGCUAUUAACUGGUGUCCUUGGCAGUCCAAAGUCCUUGCUACAGGGGGUGGAAUGAAAGAUGGGAUUUUGCAUGUCUGGGACAUAAACCGUGAGAAAAUAAUCCAAAGUGCAGCUACAGAUUCUCAGAUUUGUUCCUUGCUCUGGUUACCCAAAACCAGCGAACUGAUGAUUGGACAAGGCCUUCCUGGAAAUCAGAUGAAAAUAUGGAAGUAUCCAAUACUUAUCAAUUAAUCAGAUCUCUAUGGAAAGUAUUUCAGUCACAAAGGGAGAGUCCUGCAUAUAGCCCUGAGCCCAGAUCAGAGCAGGCUCUUUUCUGUUGCGGCUGAUGUGAUAGCUUGUCUGUGGAAGUGCCACGAGUCUGAGGACAGCAAGCACAGCAGCAAGGCUUUUUCGGAUGGUUAUUUGAGCUCAUUCUUGUGA
Messenger RNA from Phalacrocorax carbo (great cormorant), 1521 nucleotides. Lineage: Eukaryota; Metazoa; Chordata; Aves; Suliformes; Phalacrocoracidae. The record is from RefSeq and is a predicted model, not a curated record.